Molecule: messenger RNA, 2310 nt
Organism: Juglans regia (Persian walnut)
Lineage: Eukaryota; Viridiplantae; Streptophyta; Magnoliopsida; Fagales; Juglandaceae
Product: trihelix transcription factor PTL-like
Exons: 2
Coding region: 96-1757 (553 amino acids)
Source: RefSeq, a predicted model, not a curated record
GUGGACUCGGAUCCUGUCCCCCAAGAAAAAGCUCCUCUUUGUGCAGACUAGUACCUGACUUACCUAUCGCUCUCUCUCUCUCAAACUUAAGAGACAUGGGUGACCAAUAUGGCCUGCCGGAUUUCCGGCAGUUCAUGGUCGGAAGAACUCAUUUUCCGUCCAUAGCACAGCCUACCGAGUCGUUCUUUCCUCAAAGGAAUGCGGCAGCUCCACUCCACUACGAGCCUAUUAUGGUUGGAGAGGUUUUGCCUCGAGGGCUUGUUGGGUUUGGCCACGAUUCCCCUAGCAGCGUCACUCCCACAACAGCAACUGCAACCAGUUCAGCUGCUGCUACGCUCUGUGGUUCAGUGCAGAUGGAUAGUGGAUGGAUGGGGUAUGAUAUGGAAAAUACUAGAUGGCCGAGGCAAGAAACUCUAACCCUUCUUGAGAUCAGAUCUCGUCUCGAUUCUAAGUUCAAAGAGACUAAUCAGAAAGGACCAUUGUGGGAUGAAGUUUCUAGGCUAAUGGCUGAGGAAUAUGGAUACCAGAGGAGCGGGAAGAAGUGUAAAGAGAAGUUUGAAAACUUGUACAAGUACUACAAGAAAACUAAGGAACGGAAAUCUGGAAGGCAAGGAGGGAAGCACUACAGAUUCUUCCGGCAGCUAGAAGCAAUAUAUGGAGAAGCAAGCAAUCAUGCCACAGUUUCAGAUACCCAUCUUGCUAGAAACAGCCUUCCUAAUUAUCAGAUUCCACAUAAUGUGAUUAACCAAGAAAAUCAAGAAGUUGAUCUUCAGACCCCAAGGCUAUCUGAUCAGAGCCUCAGUUUCUCUAACUCAUCUGAAUUCGAGACCUCGUCCUCGGAACACAGGAUGAAUUAUCAAUCAAUGGAGAAGCAGAUAGGGAUGAAUGAGAUCAGGCCGGAACGUUACACAAGGAAUAAGAAGAACCUGAAAGCAAAGAUUGAGGAUUUUGUGGACUCACAAAUGAGGAAGAUCAUGGACACACAAGAGGUUUGGAUGGAUAGGUUGUUGAAGACCAUUGAAGAUAGAGAGCAGGAGAGAGUGUUCAGAGAGGAAGAAUGGAGGAAGCAAGAGGCAGCCCGGUUUGAUCAGGAAGUACAUCAUAUCUGGACUAAAGAGAGAGAGUGGGUUGAAGCUCGAGAUGCAGCAUUAAUGGAAGCUUUAAAGAAAUAUAUAGGGAAAGGACUAGAAGUGUCCCAAUCAGCUGAGCCAAUGGCUGUAGAAACUCGAAGCCACACAGAAAACCAGGAUGAAAAUGGGAAGGAAAUUACCUACAUUAACAACAGCAGAUGGACAGAAUUGGAGGUUUCAAGUUUAAUAGAGCUGAGAACUAGCUUGGAACUGCGGUUCCAAGAUGGUGAGCAUUUGGACGAAAGUCUUUGGGAAGAGAUAGCUACAAAAAUGGGUUCUUUAGGCUAUGACAGAAGUGCAGUCGAGUACAAAGAAAAAUGGCAGCAUAUCAGCAUUUAUUAUAACAAGGCAAUAAUGGAGUGUAACAAGAAGCGCAAGGAGGAUUUAGAUUUGAGAACCGGCAGUUAUUUUCAGCAAUUUGAUUACUAUCUUGGACAGGAAGUUUCUAAACAAAGGCCAGAGAGCAUCGGGCUUCAGCUGAUGAAUGAGGGUAGUCUUCCACCUUCAAGUUCCAAUGAUAGGGACCAGGCCGACGUCCAUCGACAUGGCUUUCGCCAUGAAGGCGAAAACUUGUGGGAGAAAUAUGGUGUAAGGUACUGCAAGGGGAAGACCAGCAAGUUUAAUUAGCUCAAAAAAGAAAGGCAGACUUCAGUUCUUCAAAUCUCAAAAUUACAAACCGAAGUAAUUAACUUCUUCAGGAUUAAGGUAAGAUCGAUUUCUGUGGGUUGAUCAAAGAUAGGUUUGCUUUUCGGUGUAAAAGCUUUGUGACUUGGGAUGCAUGUGAAUAUGCUGUUCAUGACUACUUCAAUCUGGAAGCUUGGAGAUUCUAAAUGCCAAAUAUACGACAUCAUGUGUUUUUUCAUGUCAAGAUAUUUUCCGAGGGGAUCAUGAGCUAAUAUCAAUAUGCUAGCUAAUUGAAGUUUGAAAAGGGGUUUGUGCAUUCAGUACCGUUGUUGAUCAAUGAUUCAAUUGACAGAACUGUAGUUUUCAAAGUUUUGUUUUUUCCCCUUUAUUUUUCUGUUUGUAUUCCUCUGAUUUUUCUUUUUACGAGUGGAUUAAUAUUAUCUGCUGCAGAUCAUGACCUUCUAGCUUGUUGAAAUAUGAUGUGCUAGCUAUGACAGCAGAAUAAUAUUCGCCAGUUUGGUUAUGAUCAUCAUAUAUAUUCUGAAUAACUUUCUGG